CGAUGGCUGUAGAACUUUAUCUGGACCUCUUCUCUCAGCCCUGUCGCUCCGUUUUUAUGUUCGCCAAGAAGAACAACAUCCCCUUCGAGUUCAAGAAGGUGUCUCUGAUGGACGGUGAGCAUUAUGGAGAUGACUUUGGGAAGAUCAGCAUUAUCAGAAAAGUUCCUGCACUGCGGGAUGGAGACUUCUGCCUGUCUGAAAGCAUCGCCAUCAUGGUCUAUCUGGCUGAGAAGUUCCAGACUCCAGACUUCUGGUACCCGGCCGACCUCCAGCAGCGCGCUCGAGUCAACGAGUAUCUGUCCUGGCAGCACACCGCCAUCCGGAUGCAAGGAUCCAAGAUGUUCUGGCUCCGGCUCAUGAUUCCUAAAAUGAUCGGUAUGGAAGUCCCGAAGGAGAAGAUGGAUGGAGCCUUGGAGGACCUGAACAACUCCCUGAACCUCAUCGAAGAAAAGUUCCUGCAGGACCGGCCGUUCAUCGUGGGAGACCGGAUGUCUCUGGCCGACCUGGUGGCCAUCGUGGAGAUCAUGCAGCCGCUGGGCGCUGGUCUGGAUGUUUUUGACGGGAGACCCAGGCUGAGCUCCUGGCGGGACAGAGUGCGGACCUUCAUCGGGGAGGAGCUCUUUGACGAGGCCCACCAGAACAUCCUGGGGGCUCAGGAGGGAUUGAAGCAGAUCGAUCCCAGCAAGCUGGAGUUGUUCAAGCCUAAAAUCCUCCGUUUAUUCCUCUGAGCAGGACGGCAUUGAUGUAACCCAAAAUAUCACUGGUCAUAAUCAAGUUUCACCCCUCUGUGUAAGCUUCUGUUCUAACGGUCAUUUUGGUAUAAAUGUUGUUGAGUAAGAGCUGGAGGUCCGGGAGACGAAGGGAAAGAUUAUGUAACCGAGGAAUGUGAAAUGUGACUCUUCUCUGAGACCUCUGCACUGUCAGCUAAUCUCUUCAGGCUGAUUUUUUACAACCAGACUGUAGUUCAGCCUUUAAUCUGUGGUAUUCCUACAAUAAAAGUUAUCCGUGUACCAG
This is a messenger RNA of Fundulus heteroclitus (mummichog), 1014 nucleotides long. RefSeq names its product glutathione S-transferase theta 1b (gene gstt1b). NCBI's taxonomy places the organism in Eukaryota, Metazoa, Chordata, Actinopteri, Cyprinodontiformes, Fundulidae. The record is from RefSeq and is a predicted model, not a curated record. Gene Ontology annotation, biological process: glutathione metabolic process. Gene Ontology annotation, molecular function: glutathione transferase activity. Gene Ontology annotation, cellular component: cytoplasm.